Messenger RNA from Trichomonas vaginalis G3, 981 nucleotides. RefSeq names its product protein kinase C protein. Gene Ontology annotation, biological process: protein phosphorylation. The record is from RefSeq and is a predicted model, not a curated record. The transcript has a single exon. Gene Ontology annotation, molecular function: protein serine/threonine kinase activity; ATP binding. NCBI's taxonomy places the organism in Eukaryota, Parabasalia, Trichomonadida, Trichomonadidae. The coding region runs from base 1 to 981 and encodes 326 amino acids.
AUGGAUGACUUCGAAGUAGUCUCAGUAAUCGGUCGCGGCCACUUUGGAAAAGUUGUCCUCGCAAAGAGAAAAACAACAGGUGACUUUUGCGCUAUCAAGUCAAUUAAGAAGAAAUGCCUCAUAGACCGUGCCCAGCUCUCCCUUAUUGUCAGCGAAAGAAAUACUUUGACUAAAAUUAGUCAUCCAUUUGUUGUGAACAUUCUGUUCGCAUUCCAGACAUGGAGCAAGUUCUACAUCGGCAUGGAAUACGUUCCUGGAGGAGAUUUAAUCGGUCUCAUGCGUAGAGUUGGAAAAUUAUCAAUGAAUGACGUUAUCAUUUACGCUGGCGAAGUUGCUUUGGCCCUUGAGUUUAUCCACUCAAAAGAAAUUGUUUACCGUGACCUCAAACCAGAAAACCUCGUAAUCAAUUCCGAUGGUCACUUGAAACUCGCCGAUUUCGGCCUUUCUAAGGAUAUUUCAGAGAGUAAAUUGACCAACACUUUCUGUGGUACCUCCGAAUACAUGGCUCCUGAGAUGUUAUUCAAAAAAUUUUAUGAUUAUUCAGUAGAUUGGUGGGCUUUCGGCAUUUUAGUGUAUGAAAUGAUUUUCGAUGCUACACCAUUCCAUUCUGAGCUCAAAGAUUCCACAUUCUCCAAGAUCAAAUACGCUGAUCCGACAUAUCCAGAAGGAACUGAUCCAAACAUCAUCAGUUUCAUCAAUGGAUUCCUCGAGAAAGAUCCUCACAAGCGUACAAAGUACUCAGAUGUUGAGAAUCACCCAUUCUGGCAGGGAUUAACAAGAGAAGACAUCCUUUCCAAGAAGAGAAGCCCACAAUUUAUUCCUAUAAUGGGUAAAUCAAUCUCUACUGAGUACUUUGACUCCAAAUUCACUGAAGAAAACCCAUUUGAAAGUGUCGCUGAACCAAUGCUUGAUGAUAACGACAUUUUCUUCGGUUUCUCUUACAUGGGAAGUGAAUCUUUAGAAGAAGAAUCCCCAUCUUAA